UCUCUUUCAAAAAUAAAGAAACAACGUCCUUAAAAUACGGGAAGUUCUGCUAAUUCAAACUAUGUGAAUCAUUUAUCUUCUGUACUCCAAAAGCAACCACUGUAUUUCCACUUGCAAUGUAGAACAUCAAAGCUUCUAAACUAACAUUUCCUUUAUGUUUGUGAAAGAUAAUCUGUGAAAUAACUCUCCUGUUUACAGACUUAAAAAAUUCUGGGAACAGAGGCAACCUGAUAAUUAUGGUGGAGGUGAAGAUUGUGCACAGAUCUGGGAAAACUCCCAGAUAUGGAAUGAUAAUAAAUGUGGUGCUUCUUUCCUGUGGAUCUGUGAAAAGGCUCCAGAGUAAUGAUGGUAAGCUGACAAGAAGAGGACAGAGAGAGACAUGCAGUGGAUUCGACGAACUGGCCACUCACUCUCACCACUGUACCAAACCUACUGAGACUGCUGUGUGCUUGCUCAACAUGGAUAUUCCAAGGGCUCAUCUGAUGUCCAAGAGAUUCCUAAAGGCUCUUCCAACCGUUCAUUGGCUCCAAGACAACUUUCUUUGUGUUAAGAGUCUCCACACCCUCAUGUUACCCAAGGGUGUAAUAUGAGGGUGUGCACAGCUCUGCUACAGCUGUUCCUCAUUUGCCUCUGAUUAGCUCAUCUGAUUAUUCUGUCAGUUCCACCUCUGCCUUGAUAUAUAAGUUCAUCCGUUGUCAUUGCUUUUCACUAGACUCUUCUGCUUUCUGCUUGCCUUACUCGACCUGCCCUACGUAAAUUUAUUAUUAGACAGUCAAACCAAUGGAGGAAAUAUAUGCUAAUGAUGAUUCAGUCUGCAACAUUUCAGUUGUAAAAGACAGAGGUUCUAGCAGCUCUAAGAAGAGGCUCUAUGUGGUUAUUAUCUUUUUGGGGAUCCUGAGUGUUGGCCUCCUUACUGGACUCAUCAGCCUUGGUUUCCACAAGAAAACUUGUCCUGCAGGAUGGAGCAUGUUCAGCGGUUCUUGCCAUGUCCUCUCUACAACAUCUGGCGCCUGGUAUGAAGCCAGAGCGGACUGCAGGACCAGAGGAGGAGAUCUGGUGGUGAUAAACGACGCUGAUGAACAGAAAUUUGUUCUUACCCUCACUGAGACGUCAACAUGGAUUGGUUUGACUGAUCAAGUUACGGAGGGAUCCUGGAAGUGGGUUGAUGGCACUCCUCUGAGUUCUCAACUUAGUAAAUUCUGGGGCCAGAACCAGCCUGAUAAUGGUGGUGGAUACCAUCAAUAUGGAGAAGAGGAUUGUGCACAUAUCUGGAAUAACUACAAGAAAUGGAAUGAUGUUGGUUGUGGUAAUUCUUACCUGUGGAUCUGUGAAAAGGCUCCAGAGUAAUGAUGGGCUUUGUUGGCUCCAUUUGGCAGUUGUCAGACAGGAAACCAGGAUGUGAGAGAGAGGGAAGACAUGUGGCGAAGGCCAUCAGGCCAGAACCCAAACCCUCAACAGCCAUGCUGACCAUACUUGGGUCGAUCUUUACCCCUCCACCACCGCCACACUCACUCUUGCUCUCUUUCUAGAUCAUACAUGGUAAUAAUAAGGGAUGCAAUUGUCUCUCUCACUUUGCACCUAAAACCAAGCAAAGGUUUGUGUUCAUUUAUGGAAAUGACCACAAACUGUCUCAUAAGUUUGUGAGAAUCUUCUGCUGCAAAUCAGAUAAUUUUGUUAGAAUGUUUUCUUGGUUUUUAAAUUGCAUGUGUGGUGAAAUAUGUGAUUUACUGUGAUAUAUUUCUAUAUAAAGAAGCUAAACUUACAUCAUGUCACUGACUCUACAGUCAUGUACUGUUUAGGUUCUUGAUGGCUUUUUUAUACCAUAACUAGUUUUUCAACAUGAUUGGUCAUAUUUUAUACAAUGAUUGACACUUAUCUAUUGAUGUCUCACACAGUUAACCCACAAAUUAUUAGCCCCAGCAGAUUUUGAUUUAAAAUGAUCUUAACUCAAUGAAGAAUUGCACUUCUGC
Poecilia reticulata (guppy) is the source of this 1970-nucleotide messenger RNA. Lineage: Eukaryota; Metazoa; Chordata; Actinopteri; Cyprinodontiformes; Poeciliidae. The record is from RefSeq and is a predicted model, not a curated record.